Messenger RNA from Homalodisca vitripennis (glassy-winged sharpshooter), 1707 nucleotides. RefSeq names its product dnaJ homolog subfamily A member 1-like. Gene Ontology annotation, biological process: response to heat; protein refolding. Gene Ontology annotation, molecular function: Hsp70 protein binding; ATP binding. NCBI's taxonomy places the organism in Eukaryota, Metazoa, Arthropoda, Insecta, Hemiptera, Cicadellidae. Gene Ontology annotation, cellular component: cytosol; cytoplasm. Bases 179 to 1384 code for a protein of 401 amino acids. The record is from RefSeq and is a predicted model, not a curated record. The transcript has a single exon.
GCUGUCAUCAAAAGUUACACGCGAUAUAAACAUCAACUAAACUUGACCUUUUGCAGUGGAGAACUGAAGUUUGUGUCUUGAAAUUAUUUGAAAACGAGUCAUUGGAUUUGUUGAGAGUGAUCGAGAUUUCUUAUUUUAUUAAGUGCGUUUUCCGAGUGGCUGUUAUCCAACUUCGAAGAUGGUCAAAGAAACCGGUUACUACGACAUAUUGGGGGUAAAACCAAACUGCACUCUCGACGAAUUGAAGAAAGCCUAUAGAAAAUUAGCCCUGAAGUAUCACCCGGACAAGAAUCCUCACGAGGGGGAGAGAUUCAAGCAGAUCUCCCAAGCGUACGAGGUGUUGUCAACUCCGGAGAGGCGCGCCAUCUACGACAGGGGUGGAGAACAAGCCUUGAAGGAGGGUGGUGGAGGCUCUCACUUCGCCUCCAACCCGAUGGACAUCUUCGAGAUGUUCUUCCACGACGCCUUCGGUGGUGGCAGUCGGCGAGGCCCUGGGGAACGGAAGAGUAAAGACGUGGUCCACUCCCUCGCCGUGACCCUCGAGGACCUAUACAAGGGCGUGGUUAAGAAGUUGGCCCUGGAGAAGAACGUGAUCUGUGACAAAUGCGAAGGCAGAGGGGGGAAGAAGGGAGCGGUGGAGAAGUGCCUCUCGUGCCAAGGAACGGGUAUGCAGGUCCGCAUCCAACAGCUGGCGCCGGGGAUGAUACAGCAGACUCAGACCGUGUGCGGCGACUGCGGAGGUCAGGGGGAGAAGAUACCGGCGAAGGACCGCUGCAAGACGUGCCAAGGUAAGAAGACGACUCGCGGUCGCAAGAUCCUGGAGGUUCACGUGGACCCCGGAAUGGUGGACGGCCAGAGGAUCACGUUCGCCGAAGAAGGCGACCAAGAUCCCGGAUACAAACCCGGAGACAUCGUCAUCAUCCUGGACGAAAAAGACCAUCCUAGGUUCAAAAGGUCCGGCCACGACCUGAUCCUGAGGAUGCAGCUCGAGUUGGUCGAGUCACUCUGUGGUUUCCAGAAGGUCGUGCGGACCUUGGACGACAGAGACCUGCUGAUCACGGUGUUGCCCGGGGAAGUGGUGAAACACGGGGACGUGAAGUAUGUCCUGGGCGAGGGAAUGCCCCAGCACAAGAAUCCCUUCGAGAAGGGCCGCCUCAUCCUCCAGUUCAUGGUGAACUUCCCGAGCAGCCUCUCCCCAGAGGUGAUCCCCAAACUGGAGGCCUGCUUGCCCCCCAGGGGGGAACAGACGGUACCCGAUAAUGCGGAGGAGUGCCUUCUCAUCGAUAUGGAUCCAGAGGCGGAGGCUAGACGUCGGGAGUACCGCAACGUCUCCGACGAAGAGGAAGGCCACGGACAACCGAGGGUGCAGUGUGCAACAAAUUAAUUGGUCUACACUUGUUAAUAUCGAACCCUUGUGCUGGUGCACUCAAAAUUGCUUUUUUCCGCUCGUAAUUUAAAGUUGUAUAAUUUUUAUUUGUACGUCAUUAAAUGUUUCAAUUAGCGUUUAAAAUUUACUGAUUAUAACUUUUUAAUUGUGUAAUUGUCAUAACAAACUAGCUGCAAAUCUCCAUAAUUCAUUUGAUCCAGGCAUGUGUUGAUCCAUAGAGAAACCGGGAACCGCAACCCUCCCCCUUUCAACCAACACCUCCUUACUUGUCAUUUGGAACCCUCCAUUCAGAUGUAUGAAAUAAAUGUCAUCCAGCAAAA